Messenger RNA from Podarcis raffonei (Aeolian wall lizard), 2460 nucleotides. It is a transcript of the gene APLP1, whose product is annotated as amyloid beta precursor like protein 1. Gene Ontology annotation, molecular function: alpha-2A adrenergic receptor binding; transition metal ion binding; alpha-2B adrenergic receptor binding. Gene Ontology annotation, cellular component: plasma membrane; Golgi apparatus. Lineage: Eukaryota; Metazoa; Chordata; Lepidosauria; Squamata; Lacertidae. The coding region runs from base 250 to 2400 and encodes 716 amino acids. Gene Ontology annotation, biological process: axonogenesis; central nervous system development. The transcript has 17 exons. The record is from RefSeq and is a predicted model, not a curated record.
GCAGCAGGGCCAGCUCCUCCUGUCAUAGCCCAGCUGGGAACCGACGGCGCCGCAGCAGCAGCAGCGCUUGAGCUGGUGCAAGCGCGCGUAGGGAGGCGACCCCCAAGCCCUAGGAUCUCCCCCAGCGCCGCCACCCAUCCCGGGUUCCCCCUUGGCCGCGCCGCCAGAAGGAGGCGGGAAGCUCCCGGGCGCCGCAGGAGAAGCGGCCGCAGCGUCGGCUGAAAGGGAGAGCGAGCGAGCGAGUGAGCCAUGGCUGGGGCGGCGGGAUGCGCCGUCGCUGCGCGCUGCUUGCUGGCGCCGUUGCUCUUGCUGGCUUAUUGCCUGGGGCCCGGAGGCGCAGCCAACACCCAGGGGAUGGGGGCAGCCCUUGGCCCAGCACUCGGGACUCCCCAAGUGGCCAUGUUCUGUGGGAAGCUGGUCCUGCAUCUCAAUGUACAGACAGGGCGCUGGGAGCCUGACGCCUUCGGCACCAACACCUGCUUCCACACCAGUGAGGAGAUCCGGAGCUACUGCCAGGAGGUGUAUCCCGAGCUGCAGAUCACCAACGCCGUGGAGGGCACCCAGCCCGUCACGAUCGACAACUGGUGCAAGAAGGGGAGGCCCAAAUGCAAAGGCCACCAGCACAUCGUGGUGCCCUAUCAGUGUCUGGUGGGUGAAUUUGUGAGCGAAGCUCUCCUCGUGCCCGACAAGUGCAAAUUCCUGCACCAAGAAAAAAUGGAUUCGUGCGAGACCUACUUAUAUUGGCACAGCGUGGCCAAAGAGGCCUGCAGCGGUGAGGAGUUGGAGCUUCACAGCUAUGGCAUGCUGUUGCCCUGUGGGGCAGACCGCUUCCGUGGGGUCGAAUAUGUGUGCUGCCCUGCACGCCCCACAGCUCUCAGGCUGGAACAAGCCACUGAGGCACCCCAGAUCCUUGCCCAUCUGAGAGAGGAGGCCCUGCACAGCAACAAGGUUCCCACAGGACGCAUCCCAACAGAGGAAGAGAGCCUGGAAAUGGAGGAGGAAGGGGACCUGGAUGAAGAUGAAGAGGUGGAGGAGGACGAGGACGAUGAGGAGGAGAGCCCUGGAGAUAGUGCCCCUGACCCCGACCCUUUCCCUGCUGCCUGGGAUGACUAUUUUGUGGAGCCGGGUUACUAUGACGACAGCAUCACCCAGACUACCAUCACGACCACCACACAGACCACCGAAGAGGAUAUCAAAGUGGCCCCCACCCCUCGCCCCACCGACGGAGUGGACGUUUAUUUCGAAAUGCCCGGAGAUGGGAACGAACACGCCAACUUCCUGCGUGCCAAGAUGGACUUGGAGGAACGGCGCAUGAGACAGAUCAAUGAGGUGAUGAAGGAGUGGGCCGAGGCAGACAACCAAGCAAAAAACCUGCCCAAGACGGAUCGUCAGGCACUCAAUGAGCAUUUCCAGUCCAUCCUUCAGACGCUGGAGGAGCAGGUGUCUCGAGAGCGACAGCGGCUGGUCGAAACUCAUUUGGCCCGUGUGGUGGCCCUGCUCAACGAUAAUCGCCGGGCGGCACUAGAGAGCUACCUGACUGCUGUGCAGACUGAUAAUCCCCAGCCGGACCGCGUCCUGUUAGCCCUGAAGAGAUACGUGCGUGCAGAACAGAAGGACCAGCGCCACACCCUCCGACAUUACCAGCACGUGGCAGCUGCUGAUCCGGAGAAGGCUGAGCAAAUGAAGUUCCAGGUCUAUACCCACCUGCAUGUCAUUGAAGAACGGAUGAACCAGAGUCUGGCGCUGCUCUACAAGAACCCUCAGCUUGCCCAAGAGCUUCGAGGAGACAUUGAGGAGCUGCUGCGCUCAGAACGGGUGACCACCAACGACCUGCUCACCACCUCCAUCUCAGAGACACGCACCACUGAGGAAUUCCUGCCCAUGGACAGUAGCGAGGACUUGGUUUCUGAGAGCCAUUCGUACCCACGUGAUGGAGAAGAUUCUGAACAAGCGGACAAGAAAGCUUCAGGGCUGGCAGAAUAUGACUAUCCAACCAGUGACAAGGCCUUGCUGUAUGAAUAUGAACGUAAGGUCAAUGUGUCCGCCUCAGAUGUCAAAGGCAUGGUGUACAAGUCCCAAGAGAUCCAACGUGACGAGCUGGUAAGUGGCUUUGGAGCCAGCCAGAAACAACUGCACCUCGCCAUCCCACCUGGUCAGGAGCCGGACACCUUGGUAACCAUCAACAGGGGUGCCCUGAUUGGCCUCCUUGUGGUGGCAGUUGCUGUUGCCAUGGUGAUCAUCAUCAGCCUCCUGAUGGUUCGCCGGAAGCCCUACGGGACCAUCAGCCAUGGCAUUGUUGAGGUGGAUCCCAUGGUUAGCCCUGAGGAGCGGCAGCUGAACAAGAUGCAAAACCACGGCUACGAGAACCCCACCUACAAAUUCUUCGAAGAGAUGAACUGAGCUCCUCAGUGCUGGGGAGGGGGGAGGCGGGGGACGUGGUGUCACUGGGGGAGGUGGGCG